CGGAGGGCGGAGCGACCUCCGGGGCGGGUGAAUGAGACGAGGUAACGAUCCGCACAUUCCAACGAGCCCACGUGACCAGGCCUCGCGGCCUGAGGUAAACAAGCUCUGGGCGGAGGGAGGGGGCGGGGAGCCCGCCUCCCCAGUACCUUCACACACUCCCUCUGGCCUCCGGGACUCACUCCAGCGGGGCGGGCGGCUUCCUCUGGGAGUCCUCUGACUCCUGGAGCUGCGGCAGGCGCGAAGAGGAAGGGAAAGAAGCUGAAGAAGCUGUGGCUGCAGCGGCAGCUGCUGCUGAGGCACCCGUGCCCUGCGCCCUUCAACGCGCGCUUCCCCACCCUGCCCCCCGCCCUGUGGCGCAGCAGGAAUUGGCGGGCCCUGCUUGGGCGCUAUUUGCGGCCGCUGACGAGUGGUGGGCGGCCGGCCCGGCUGGGUGGUUGGGUCAUUUCUAUUCUAGUGGCAGCGGCCCUGGAGCCCGGAGGGCGUGUCCCCCCGCCGGGGGCUCCCCGCGCCUAUAAGGGGCCGGAGCGGCCGAGGGGUGGACAUGCAGCUCUACAGCCCGGGCUUCAGCCACUACCCCUCGGGGGGACCCGCCACCGCCGCCUCGUCCCCGCCCUCCACGGCCACCGCCCCCUUCAAGGUUUCCCUACAGGCUCCGGACCCCGCCGCCGAGGCCGCCGGCGGUGACUGCCCUCCCGCCACUCCUCCGGCCGCCGAGUCCCGAGAAGCCGCCGCUGCUGGAAUGCCCGCCUUCUCGUGCUUUGAGAUGGUGCCCCCGGGGGCCGCCGCCCCUGCAGCUGCCCCCGGCGGGUCAUGCAAGCCGCCGCUGCCGCCGCCCCCGCCGCCCCCGCCACCGCACUACACGUCCACGGUGCAGAUGAGUGUGCGGUGCCUGGGUCCCGAGCGCGUUGGUGCCCGGCCGCCUGAGCCGCCGCGCCGCUGCUCGUCGUCCGCCUGGAUCCUGGAGGAGCUGCUCAAGCCGGGCUCCGAAGCCGGCCCCCGCUCGGACGGCCCCGACCGAAACUUCCGUCUGAGCGAACACCAACAGGCCCUGGCCGCUGCCAGGCCCCGUGGAGGCGUCUCGGAGUCUUCUAGCCGUAGUGCCUGGGGUGAACCACAGCCCCGCGAGGGCAGCCCCAGGCGCUGGGAGUCGGCCGCGCCCACGUCCCGGGCCCGCUCCGAGCCGGCCCCCGAGCCUCCUAGCCGCAGCAACGCAGCCCCCUCAUCCUCGCCGGCCUCCGGGGCCCCCAAGGACGAGAAGCUGGCGCUGUACCUGGCCGAGGUGGAGAAGCAGGACAAGUACCUGCGACAGAGGAGCAAGUACCGCUUCCACAUCAUUCCCGACGGCAACUGCCUGUACCGGGCCGUGAGCAAGGCGAUGUAUGGAGACCAGAGUCUGCACCCAGAGUUGCGGGAGCAAACCGUGCACUACAUCGCCGACCACCUGGACCACUUCAGCCCCCUCAUCGAGGGUGACGUGGGUGAAUUCAUCAUCGCCGCCGCCCAGGACGGGUCCUGGGCUGGGUACCCCGAAUUGCUGGCCAUGGGGCAAAUGCUCAACGUGAACAUCCAUUUAACUACGGGAGGGAGGCUGGAGAGCCCCACGGUCUCCACCAUGAUCCACUACCUGGGCCCCGAGGACUCGCUCCGGCCUAGCAUCUGGCUGAGCUGGCUCAGUAACGGGCACUACGAUGCCGUGUUUGAUCACUCGUAUCCCAACCCGGAGUAUGAUAAUUGGUGCAAGCAAACGCAGGUGCAGAGGAAACGGGAUGAAGAGUUGGCUAGGUCCAUGGCCAUCUCCCUGUCGAAAAUGUACAUCGAGCAGAACGCCUGCUCCUGAGAGGAGCAACUUGGGGGGUGAGGAGGGAAUGCUUAACUCGGUUUGCAUUUGGAAAUUUACACUAACUCUAAUCAGGGUUACAGCACUUUUUUAACUUACUAGAUUUACUGUAGGUGUGAUGCCUUAAUCAUUUUGUUGGAAUAAUUUUUUUUCUUCCAGAGCCGAAGGUUGCAGCGCACCUGAAUGAUGUUUUAAUGAUAGCCUUGAGUAGUCUUAAUGCUAUUUAUAAUUUGUUGUAUAAAGUUAACACCACUUUACUUGCAAAGCUGAUUUUCUCAUAGUGUAUAUUUGUUUAUUCCUGGUAAUCUAUUUUCUAUAAAAAUGUAUUUUUGCACAAAAUUUUUUAAAUUUGGUGUACCUCCAUUUAUGAUGUCUCAUUUUGGCAAGUGGCUUUUGGGCAUAGACCCAGAGAAGUACUUUGUAUGAAGCUUAUUUUGUACAGAGUUUGUGUUCUUUUAUGCUAUAGGAUUGGAACUUUACAUUAUUCUUUCAAAUGAAAUUGAUGUCAUUGGUGUUACCAGAUAAUUGAUCCAUUCCAUCUUGAUGAGAAUUUCUUGAUUGAAAAUCGUUGGAUUCUUUUAAAAAGAAAAAAAAAAGGAAAAGCUUGAAGAAAAAUUGUGGGGAAGGAAAUGAGGUAGAGGAAAAACUUUGUCUAAAAGGCAGAACAAUUUUGUUCUGACUGAUCCGAGUUUCUAUAUUCAUUGGUAUAGUGAUUCUGUACUUUGGUUACUUUGUUAAAGUGGCCUCUGAUUAUCUGGUGCUCUCAGUUUUAUUUAUUUUUCAUUUGUUACAAUAGGAUUUUAACAUAGGAUAAAAUAUGGUAACAAGAUAAUAGUCUUCUGCUUUUUAUAAUAAGUGUCUCUGCACCUUGGGGAUUUAAAAAUUAACAGUAUAAAUGCCCCUAACAGCAAUUAAAUUGUGGCAGGAGAAUAUUAUCUUUGUACUUUGAUCCUUUGAAAUACUUUCAAGGGUAAAAUGGAAUUGUCCUGUAUUAUUAUGUAAAGCUAUCUAAAAAGAGCUUGUAUGGUUUGCUGGGUCAAACGUUUCCAACUUAAGCUAUCUUAUUUCCAAUUUCAACUACUUUUAGUCAUAUUUAUUAAAUAAUGCAGUUUGUACUUUUUUAUUUUGUAAUAUUUUGUGAUUUUUUUGACUUUUUACUGUAUUUGUAUAAUAGGACUAUUCUCAGCUAAUGGAAUGAAUAAAUGCAUACUUUUAAUUUUACUGUC
Monodelphis domestica (gray short-tailed opossum) is the source of this 3063-nucleotide messenger RNA. RefSeq names its product OTU deubiquitinase 1 (gene OTUD1). Gene Ontology annotation, molecular function: cysteine-type deubiquitinase activity. Gene Ontology annotation, biological process: protein K63-linked deubiquitination. Lineage: Eukaryota; Metazoa; Chordata; Mammalia; Didelphimorphia; Didelphidae. The record is from RefSeq and is a predicted model, not a curated record.